Messenger RNA from Microtus oregoni (creeping vole), 2526 nucleotides. It is a transcript of the gene Orc3, whose product is annotated as origin recognition complex subunit 3. The coding region runs from base 24 to 2159 and encodes 711 amino acids. Gene Ontology annotation, biological process: DNA replication; DNA replication initiation. The transcript is spliced from 20 exons. Gene Ontology annotation, molecular function: DNA replication origin binding. Lineage: Eukaryota; Metazoa; Chordata; Mammalia; Rodentia; Cricetidae. Gene Ontology annotation, cellular component: nuclear origin of replication recognition complex; nuclear pre-replicative complex; DNA replication preinitiation complex. The record is from RefSeq and is a predicted model, not a curated record.
GCAGGCACACGGAGCGGUGGAUUAUGGCCACUUCCUCGGUGUCCAAGGGCUGUUUUGUGUUUAAACCAGACUUCAAGAAAAGAAAGAUCUCUGUGCCAAUCGAGGAUUAUUUUAAUAAUGAGAUACUUGGGUCUGAGGACAGUAAACUUCGAUUUGAAACGUAUCACUUGCUAUGGCAACGGAUGAAAUCUGAAACAGAGCAAUUACAGGAGGAAUUAAAUAAAAACUUGUUUGAUAACCUAAUUGAAUUUCUGCAAAAGUCCCAUUCUGAUUUCCAGAAGAAUUCAAGAAACUGGGGCUGUCAAAUGAAACUCAGAGAAAUUCCAACUGCUGCUCUUAUUCUUGGUGUGAAUGUCACAGAUCAUGAUUUAAUAUUCAGAAGUCUAACAGAGACUCUUCAGAAUAAUGUCACACCAUAUGUAGUCUCACUGCAAGCUAAGGAUUGUCCAGAUGUGAAACAUUUUUUACAAAAGUUGACCUCACAGUUGAUAGACUGCUGUGUAGAUGAAAAAUCCAAAGAGACGAGAAGUGUGAAGACCUUCAGAACGACCAACUACUCAAUGGACUCCCUUUGCAGCUGGUACACGACUGCCACACAGACGACAGGCCUCAAAUUGACAAGCAAAAAGAGGACGACCUGUAGCCAAUGGCAGUGUCCUCCUGUUGUGCUCAUCCUGAAGAAUAUGGAGAGCUUCAGCACGAAAGUACUCCAGGACUUCAUCAUCAUCAGCAGUCAGCAUCUGCAUGAAUUUCCACUAAUUCUCAUUUUUGGAAUCGCCACUUCUCCGGUUAUUAUCCAUCGACUGCUUCCUCAUGCAGUGUCAUCUCUGCUGUGCAUAGAGCUGUUCCAGUCUCUGUCUUCCAAGGAGCACCUGACAGUAAUGCUUGAUAAGCUGCUUUUUACAGCUCAAUUUCCUUUUAAAAUAAGUAAAAAGGCAUUACAGGUCCUGACCAACAUCUUUUUAUAUCAUGAUUUCUCCAUUCGAAACUUCAUCAAAGGACUUAAGCUUUCUCUACUAGAACAUUUUUAUUUGCAACCCCUGAGUGUUCUGUGCUGUGAUCUCCCAGAAGCCAAGAAAAGAGUAAAAUUUUUCUCAGUUAAUCAAUGUGAAAACAUCCGGCACCUUCCAUCAUUUAGGAGGUACGUGGAAAAACAAGCUUCAGAAAAGCAAGUUGCACUGUUGACCAAUGAGACAGUUUUAAAGGAGGAAACUCAAUUAUUACUGGAAAAUUUGCAUGUUUAUCAUAUGAAUUACUUCCUCGUUUUGAGAUGUCUUCAUAAUUUUACCUCUUGUCUUCCCAAGUACCCACUGGGCCGGCAGAUCAGGGAGCUAUAUUGCACAUGUCUGGAUGAUAAUGUGUGGGAUUCCGAGGAAUACACUUCAGCCUUGCAGCUGCUGAGAAUGCUGGCAAAGGACGAACUGGUGAGCGUGCUUGAGAAGUGUUGUGAGGUUUUGAGUUCCUCUGCUGAAAAGCAGCUUGGCAGCACAACACAAAAAGUAAAGGAUUUCCUGACCCAGUUUCAGAACCUUGAUGAUAGCAAAGAGGAAGAGGAUGCUUGUGGAUCCCAGCCAAAGGGGCUGCAGAAAACAGACCUCUAUCACCUUCAAAAGUCCUUAUUGGAAAUGAAGGAAUUAAGGAGAACAACUAAGAAGCAAACCAAGUUUGAAAUGCUCAGAGAAAAUGUUGUGAACUUCAUCGACAACCUGGUGAGAGUUUACCUUCUGCCUCCUGAGAGCCAGCCUUUGCAUGAGGUAGUAUACUUCAGUGCUGCCCACACGCUCCGCGAGCACUUAAAUGCUGCUCCACGAAUUGCCCUCCACACCGCACUCAACAAUCCUUAUUAUUAUCUUAAGAAUGAAGCAUUGAAAAGUGAGGAAGGCUGCAUUCCAAAUACUGCCCCCGAUAUCUGCAUAGCAUACAAACUGCACCUGGAGUGUAGCCGGCUUAUUAACCUGAUCGACUGGUCAGAGGCUUUUGCAACAGUUGUGACAGCUGCUGAAAAAAUGGAUGCAAAUUCUACAAGCUCAGAAGAAAUGAAUGAAAUAAUCCAUGCUCGAUUUAUUAGAGCUGUUUCUGAACUAGAGCUUUUGGGCUUUAUAAAACCUACAAAACAGAAGACUGACCAUGUAGCAAGGCUGACAUGGGGAGGCUGCUAAAAAGCAAAUAAGUGAAGACAGGUGUUCCACAUCUGACACGCUAUCAGAAGAAACUACUGCUGAGCUGAGUUUAACCAAAAAGUGCACUGCUAACCUGAAAUCAGUGCAUCGAAACGUCUUUGGAGUACUUCAAAUCUGAUCAACAAAUGCAUAAAUGACCAAAAGCUUUUACACAAUGUAACUAUACUUGCUACAGUUAUUACUAAAUUCUAAACAAAGAGUUGAGUGUAUAGUGUAUAAAUGACAUACUUUCUUAUCCAGAGUAAGUUACUUACACUUGGUCAGCAGUACUCAUGCCUUUCUCCAGAUACUUUCACUCCUCACACUAUGCGUAUUGUAUAAAAUAAAAAACAGGUGUUUUUCUUGC